ACUUUCGUAUAAAUAUAUCCGUAGAGAUCAUUUUUACACGACAUGAUCCUGGGUACGAGUCGAUGGCUCGCUGCAGCCAUCCUUUUUCACUUGUCGCGUAUUACUUUCGCGUGGCUGGACGACAGACCAGUCCUUGACGUGCGGAAUGGAAACCUCUUCGUUACUAGUGCCAAGGACCGGAACAUCACGCUAGAAACCGUCGGGACGAGCUACGUUACUGUUAACGGAAUUGAUCUGGUGUUAGCUGCAAGAUCGGCCAAGGAUGCUGCCCAGUUGGUCGAAAAAUGGAAGUACGGAGCUCUCGCGGACUUGCAAAAUACCGUCAAACAGCUCACCGAAAAUUAUGAGAACGUUGUGAAGACGGAAUAUGGACCCACCCGUCGUACGCCCUCGGCCGACGCUGCCACCUCGGAUCAAUUCCGUCAACUCUCCAUUGACCUGAAACAGCUACAGAUGCGAGUCGAAGUCAUCUGGAGCAAGAUUGUAACUAAUGAGUGCGCGAGUAAUCCUUGCCAAAAUGGCGGCACAUGUGAGGACAUGAUCGACGGGUAUAAAUGCCGUUGCAGGGAAGGUUGGGAGGGACCGCGGUGUAACGAUGACGUCAACGAAUGCGCCAUAUACGCAGGAACCGAUCUCGGAUGUCAGAACGGAGCUGAGUGUACGAAUCGUCCUGGGACGUACGAGUGCAGAUGCAAGGGACAUUAUUACGGUAUUCACUGUACCAAACAGUCGAUGGCCUGCAACAACGAAGAUUCGCGCGAUCUCUGCGGCCACGGUGUCUGCGUUUCUGUCUCUUCGGGGCAUGCCGGGUACACCUGCAUUUGCGAACAGGGUUGGGAACGCGUCAGCGAAGAAAAUCCGGCCUGCAUUAAAGACGUCGAUGAGUGCUCUGGCAAACAUCCGGCGUGUUCGAUCGACCCAAUGGUGACCUGCGUCAAUUUGCCGGGAUCUUAUACCUGCGGCGGAUGUCCUGCGGGAUAUACCGGUGACGGAUACAGGUGCAUCGAUAUCGACGAGUGCACCGUCAACAACGGAGGAUGCAGCAUCCGUCCUCGCGUUGAAUGCCUCAACACAAGGGGUUCAAGACAAUGCGGUGCUUGUCCCUCCGGCUAUUCUGGAAACGGAGAAAUUUGUAUAUACGUCGGAGCUUGCACGAUAGGUAACGGCGGGUGCCAUCCACUCGCUACUUGCAUUCACACCCCGGGCAUGGUCGAGGGAACGGUGCAGUGCCGUUGUCCAUCUGGAUACAUCGGCGAUGGAAUGGGGCCCCAUGGUUGCUGGAUGGCGAACGGGGGUAAUAUCGGACCCUCUGCAUGCUCGAGCAAUCCAUGCAGCCAUGGAAGUUGCCUGCCAAUCGGAACGAACGACUACAGGUGCAAUUGCCAAGCAGGGUAUACAGGGAUAAAUUGUAACAUCCGGAACAAUCCUUGCGACCCUAAUCCGUGCAGAAACCAAGGAACUUGCAGGCCCUCCGCAGACGGAAGUAGGGCCACGUGCAGAUGCACUUCGCAAUUCUCCGGGCCCCGGUGCACAACGCCUCGGCAGUCUUGUGGAGGUACCCUAACUGAUCCUGCGGGUACGCUGCAAUUCCCUACCUCUGGCAAUGUAUAUCAAAACGGCUUGAGCUGUGCCUGGGCUAUAACGACCAAUACCUCUCUUGUCCUCAAUGUCACAUUCAUCGCUUUCAAGUUGGAAAAUUCAACGGAUUGUCAGAACGACUUUGUCCAGAUUCACGAUGGCGGAACAGCUGGUGAUCACAUGAUUGGAAGAUACUGUGGGGACCAUUUGCCCAAUGUUACAGGAACCAUAGUAUCAUCUCGACACACACUGUACUUGUGGUUCCAUUCAGAUCACAGUAUUUCCGACGAUGGAUUUACCUUGCAAUGGAAUUCGAUAACACCAUUGUGUGGGGGUGAAAUAAUUGGUGAAUAUGGAACAAUACGUUCACCUGGAUCGCCAGGCAAAUAUCCUCCGAACAGGGACUGUGAUUGGCACGUGGAAACUUCUCCAGGGAAAAAAAUUCAAUUCAUCUUUUACUCUAUGGCACUAGAGGAGCGCCCUAAUUGCGACCACGAUAAUCUAACGAUAAGAGAUGGACCCGAGGAAAACAGCCAGCAAUUAGGACUUUACUGCGGUCACACUCAACCUCCGCCACUGAUUACACCUGGAAAUGAAGCAUGGCUGCAUUUUUAUUCUGACGAAUCUGUACAAGAUAGUGGUUUCCAAAUUACUUUUUCGAGCAUAGCAGGUGCGGAUGGAUGCGGGGGAAUUUAUACAGCUCCUUCGGGUUACGUUACUUCACCCAAUUAUCUUGAACGGUAUAGUGAAAAUCAAGAAUGCGAGUGGAAGAUCCAAGUACCUAAUGGAGAACGAAUCAAAAUAACAUGGGUUACUCUAGACCUCGAAGAUUCCCACAAUUGUCGUUUCGACUAUGUUGAGCUGCUUGACGGUGAUAACAGAGAAGCCCCGUCAUUAGGAAGAUUCUGUGGUCGUAAUUCUGCUGCACUUCCGCCAAACAAACUAUCUUCUUCAAAUAUUGUAUUGAUCCGAUUUGUAUCUGACUGGGCUUUGAACGGAAGAGGUUUCCGCUUGAAUUACGAAGUCCAGUGUGGCGGAGAAUUUACGGAGCCAACAGGUGUCAUAAAAUCACCAUACUAUCCAAAUCCUUAUCCUGCUUCAAAGACGUGUAUCUACGGAAUAAUACAGCCAGUUGGCAAAGCCAUAAGACUCAUCAUCCAGUCAUUGGAUAUUGAGGAAUUGCGAUACCCCAACUGCCCUUUUGAUUACUUGAAAAUUCACGAUGGUGAUAGUGAAAAUUCAACACUCAUCGGCACUUACUGUGGUACCAAUUCGUCAAUUCCUGAAUCCCCGAUUAUGUCGACCCAUAAUUAUUUGUGGAUCAAGUUUGUGUCAGAUUCCUCGAACCAUCAUACGGGAUUCUUGGCUACAUAUACAACUCUCGAUGUCAGAUGUGGAGGUAUUCUUAAGGCACCUUCGGGAGUAAUUCAAUCACCAUCCGCCAUGAAUUCGUAUGACGAAACAGAAGACUGUACGUGGAUAAUUCAGGCACCACCAGGACUGAUUGUAAAACUGGACUGGCACACAUUUGAUCUGGAAGACAGCUAUGACUGUCGGUUAGACUAUGUCGCAAUAUCUCAGAAUUUAACAAGUACCUCAAAAUUGGAUAUGGGAACCUACUGCGGCUCAACCGUGCCACUUACAAUGAUGACAGAAUCACGAACGAUGACAAUUCAGUAUCAUACUGAUCAAUCUAUCACUAAGGAUGGUUUUAUGGCUUCAUAUAUAUUUGUUGACGGCUCCAAGUUUUGCGGUGGAAACUAUCACUCGUUAACUGGCGUCCUGACAUCACCUAAUUACCCCAACAGGUAUCCAGCAAGAAGGACUUGCGAAUGGAUCAUCACUGCCCCUAAUAGACACCAAGUUGUAUUAAACGUUACAGCGUUCGAGUUGGAAACGCAUAGGUUUUGUGUACAUGACUACCUUGAAAUUAGAAAUGGUGGUCUCUCAACAUCCCCUUUGAUCGGGAAAUAUUGCGGAACGGAGAUUGCAAAUCAAAUCAUUCAGAGCUUUAGUAAUAAAAUGUAUCUGAAGUUUGUCACAGACCACUCGAUUAGUCGUUCUGGUUUCAAAAUAGAAUGGGACAGCAAUACCGUGGGUUGUGGCGGUACUUUAACCAAUGUUGCAGGGAGCAUCUCUUCCCCGAAUUAUCCUCAUCCCUAUACUCACAAUGCUGUUUGCAUCUGGCAGAUUAAAGUUGCUGCUGGCAGUCAUAUUCAAUUUAUGAUAGUUGACAUUGAACUUGAAGAACAAUCGAAUUGUUAUUAUGAUUAUAUAGAGAUUUUUGAAGGACCCAAUAGCUGGCGUGGUAAAAAAUUAGGAAAAUACUGCAAAUCAAAUAUACCUCUGGUCAUAAAUACUACGACCAAUACAGCAACCAUACGUUUUCGCAGUGAUUUCAGUUACAGUGGUCGAGGAUUCCAUAUCAAUUACAGGACUGUGUGUCAUAAAAAACUUAUAGAUUUCCGUGGAGUUAUUGAAUCACCCAAUUUUCCAAAUAAUUAUCCUAAUCAUGAAAAUUGUAACUGGGUAAUUGAGGCACCUAAGGGUAACAAGCUAAACAUCACCUUUUCUCACUUUGAGUUGGAAGAGAAUUAUGACCACAGCCAAUGCCAGUAUGAUUAUUUGACGAUAAAAGAAGGAGUAGAUAAUACACCGAAUAGAUUGAUUGGAACGUAUUGCGGCUCGAUACACCCACCAUCUAAAAUCGUAUCUACCCAAUCUCAGGUUUUUCUACAAUUUAUUUCGGAUGGUAGUGCACCUUACAAUGGCUUUCGACUUGAAUGGGUUGUCAAUGGUUGUGGUGGUGUCCUGAAUAAACCAGUAGGAACAAUCACGUCUCCAGGGUACCCUGAACCCUAUCCUGCAAAUAUUGAAUGCAGGUGGACAAUUGAGGUGGACUACACUCACAGCAUAGAAGUUACUUUCGUCGAUGUGAACCUAGAAACUGUGCAGGAUUGUCACUUUGAUAAACUUACCAUUUACGGUGGAGCCAACACUGAAGCACCUAUACUAAUAGAUACGUGCGGAAUGAAUAGUUCACAUCCAAAUAUUUUUACAAGCGCAAACAACAAGAUGUUGAUCAAAUUCGAAGCAGAUCAUAAUUAUCAAGGCACAGGCUUUAAAAUAACGUACCGAAGCGUGGAUAUUAAGUGUGGCGGAAGGUUCACAACGCCAACAGGUGUCAUAACUUCACCUAACUUCCCACAAAAUUAUCCACGCAAGCAGAAAUGCGAAUGGCUUAUACAAAUGCCACGGAAUCAUCAUGUAAACCUUACAUUCAUCGAAUUUGAUGUUGAGCACACAACAAAUUGUACCGACGAUUAUGUUAGAAUUUAUGACGGUUCCACAGAAGAUGCACCUAUACUGGGUUCUUACUGUGGCAACAGCAACCCUCCAACUCAAAUUUCCUACGAUAACGAGCUCUUGGUCGUUUUGAGAUCCGAUGUUUACGUUACACGGAAAGGUUUCAAUGCUACCUAUAAGAUGGCAUGUGGUGGACGCAUUAUUGCUGAUCCGUCUGGAUCUAUCUCUAUAGAUUCUCUACUUGGCUUACAUUCAGAUGUAUCCAACUGCACCUGGAUCAUUGUAGCAGCAGAUUUUGCGGAUCACGUCACAAUAAGAGUGACACAUUUACAACUUACUAAACAAUCUUGGCUUGACGAUUGCGUGGAACGUUCUGUACAGAUUUACGAAGGUGAAGGAACAGAUGGACCUCUGCUGAAAAGAUUGUGCUCGAACACAGUGCCUCCACCUCUCACUAGUCAAGGGAAUGCUUUGACAAUCCAAUUGUCAUCUCUUGAUAUGCAUCUUUUAGGUUUUACCGCUAUGUAUUCUACACUCAAUUCAGCAUGUGGAGGAAAUUAUACAUCAGAAGAUGGCACGAUUGCUACGCCGGGAUAUCCAGAUAAUUACCCUCAAAACGUUGAGUGUGUUUGGAUAUUCCCAGUAUCUCCGGGAAAUUCUAUAAGUUUAUCCUUCAAUGAUUUCGCCAUUACGGAAAAUCCCAACUGUAAUUCAGAUUACUUAGAAGUGCGCAAAGACAAUGCCAUUGGCAAUCUAGAAGGCAUUUAUUGUGGCUUGAGUAAAAGUAACAUAAUUUCAAACAAAACUCUAUGGAUGAAAUUUGAAAGUUCAAAUAUAACAGCUGAGAAAGGGUUCAGUGCCGAGUACCACUUAUUGCAUAACAACGAGUUAACAGGACCCACUGGCACAGUUACCUCACCACUAUACCCGCGACCAUGCGUGCUUGACGGAGUGUAUUCAUAUCGUAUUACAGUUGACUUUACGCAGUCAAUACGAAUUACUUUUGAAGAUUUCCACCUUGAGACAUUUACAGUCGAUUGUGACCUUUUGCUUACUAUAUAUGACGGAUACGAUGCAAAUGCACCUAAACUGGCCGAAAAAUGUGGCCUGAUAUUACCAGAGCCCGUACAAUCCUCUGGUAAUGUAGUUUACAUUGUGUUUUCUACCAGAUUAGUAAGAAGUGGCAGCUGGUUCCACCUAAGCUGGUUACAAAUUCCUCGUGAUACAGAUGUAUCUCCAGUUGAUACGAACCAAUGCGGGGAAAUCAUAUCACUCUCAAAUUCGGUGAAUAGUACUUAUGCAUUCCAUUCGCCUGGAUGGCCUGAGGGUUACACCGACAACCUUGACUGCAGUUGGACAUUUGAAUCACCUCCUGGAACGCAUCUUGCUUUGACGUUCAAUACCUUAGAUCUCGAAGAAGAUGCGACUUGCCUCUUAGAUCAAGUCAAAAUUUAUUCAGGAAAUUUUCUGGCCAUGCAACGCGAAUGGUCUUACAUUGGAAGCUUUUGCCAUCCUAACAUGACAUACACGCUUAUAAAAACUUCCAAUUUAAUGAAGGUCGAAUUCCACACUGAUUCGUGGAUUAAUAAAACUGGAUUCUCAGCGCGUGUUUAUAAGGUUUGUGGCGGUCAGUUAAAUGGUCCAAAUGGAGUAAUAGAAGUUAAUUCCACAUCGCCAACCGGGCGGCAACUUUGGUCAGUAACAUGUCAAUGGAACGUUACAGUAAGACCAGGGAGAAAGAUAGAAGUUACUAUUAUUGACUUGAACAUACAAAGUAGCACUGAUGACUCAGCAUGCAGUAAUAACUACCUUAUGUUGAAAAAUGGUGGCUCAGGUGCUUCUCCUCUUCUCGGCAAUGGCAAGUAUUGCGGCCACAAUAUUCCAGAUCUGCUGACAACAACUGGAAACCAGCUCUAUGUCUACGUGGUUGGGUCAAAGCCUGGGACUCAGUUCAAAUUAUCAUAUCGGGAAGUGGGAAUCAAUUGCGGUGGUUCAUACCGUUUAACAGAUGCACUCAAAAGUCUGGAAAUAAAAACACCAAACUUUCCCAAUAUUCCAGACCCAUAUACAGAAUGUUUUUGGACAAUCAUGGCACCAAGUGGACAACCAAUCAUGAUCCAUUUCGAAUCUUUUGACUUAAUAAGUAGUCUCAAUUGUGCCAAAGAGUAUUUGGAAGUUAGAGAUGGCGGAACUGAUUCAUCAUCGCUUAUGGGAUUGUUAUGCAGGGAUGAAAUACCCAGUAGUAUGAUUACGACUGGGAAUUUUAUGUACCUCCAUUUUUAUACAGAUGAUGAAAAUCCUAAGACGGGAUUCAAAGCUGUUGUGAGCAUUGAAAACAUUUGUGGUGGAACUCUAAGAGGGAGAUUUAUGAAAAUACAUUCACCUAAUUACCCUUCACCAUAUCCCAGCCAUACUACUUGUGUUUGGCGUGUUUUGGGACCACCUGGUCAUACAAUGAAGCUACAAUUCCAAGACAUCAAUCUACCUAGUCGAUACAGAUGCAGUUCCACUGACCAUGUCGAUAUCUCAGCGCAAAUAGGAAACAACCGUAGUAAUGUACUGCAAUUAGGACAAUAUUGUAGAAGCAAUAAUCCUGGGAUAAUCGAAGCACCAGAAAAUAAUCUAUUGAUCAACUUCACAACCAUGGGUAACAGUUAUACUACGUUCAGAGGAUUCAGUAUGAACAUAUCAAGUUCUUUAGAAGCUUGUGGUGGUUACCUUGUGGGUUCAUCAGGUGAAUUCAAAUCACCUGGAUAUCCUAAUCGAGGAGUAUCCAAAUACAGGGGAUGUGUAUGGAGAAUAACGAUGCCAGAAGGGUAUCGCAUUAAAGUGGAAAUCUUAGAUAUUGGUCUCGGUACUGGAAAUCGAAGAUCAUUCUGGUCUACAUCGCAGAUUUCUUUUACUAAUGACUUGAAACGAAUGUCUCGUGCAAAAGUAAUUACAUCUGGCUCUACAGAGAGGGAAAUUUACAGCACUAGUAAUACAAUGUCGGUCACUUACUGGUCAGCUUCUAUUGCCCACAAAGGUUUCAAAGCUCGUUAUAGCAGUAUUGCGCCAGCUUUAUGUGGAAGUGCAACGACAGAUGAUCAAGGUAUUUUGAUCUCUGAUCAAAAUCCUGUCUACAACAUGAGUACUUUUUCGUGUAAUUGGAAAGUCUCUUCGCCUACAAUGAAUGCAACCGAUCAAACACUUGCAUUGACCAUAUCUGGAAUUGUUGGUAAAUCUAAUACGCUAACAACAAUUAGUAAUUGCCAAAAUGCACCAUCUUACAUCCUAAUAAGCGGUGAUAGUGAAGUGAUAUCGUGUAUCUCUGGAAAUUUCACUCAGGACAUUGUCGUUCGUAGUCCCAUGUCAGUCAAUAAAAUUACUAGUGUGAAAAGUUCUUGGGGAUCGCCGAACGUAAACUUCACAAUUAAUUAUCGCUGGCAUCAAUGUGGUGGAAUACUAAGCGGCCCUUCGCAUACUAUUUCUGCACCUAGAAGUCAAGUACAUCCUAUUGAAUGCACCUGGUAUGCAAAGUUUCCAGACGAUGAAGAGACUAUUACAUUGAGUUUUACAAAAUUGAAUAUAUCAUGUGAUAAUGGCUAUAUUCUCAUAAGGUACGGUGGUCCAUCGUCACCACUAGAUAAAACAAAAUAUUGUGGAUACGAGAUACCAAAAAACAUAACAUCGGUAUCAAAUAUGUUAUGGAUCGAAUACCAUAGUAGCGCCUCAAGCAAUGACUUUGAAAUUCAGUUAAACACGAUUCAAAAUGUUUGUGGCGGACUGAUGCAUGGAAGAAGCUCAGACAUUUCUAGCCCCAACUUCCCGCAAAAAUAUCCGAACAAUGCAGAGUGCACAUGGUUCAUAGAAGUGGAAAAUGGCUAUCAUAUUGGAUUGGUGUUUGAGGAUCGUUUCCACCUUGAACAGAGUACAAAUUGCACAAACGAUUUCAUUCAGAUGUUUGACUGGAAAGAAAAUUUGGUCACUGGUACCACUUAUUGGUCAGAUCUUGGCAAAGUAUGUGGACGAUCUCGCCCAUCACCGUUCAAUUCAACUUCAAAUAGAAUGAAGGUUUUGUUCCGGUCAAAUGAGGUACAACAAGGUGACGGCUUCCAUGCUCGAUGGAAUGUGAACUGUGGUGGCACUUUGAUCGUCUCUAAGUCAGUACAGUACCUCACGUCACCUGGGUGGCCUGUUCUCUACGAAAACAACCUCUCUUGCGAAUACACGUUUUUAGCACCUGGGAAGAACUUCAUUAUUGAGUUUACAUCCUUUGAAUUGGAAAGGGGUGUAAAUUGUCGGCAAGACAAUGUUACUAUAAAUUAUUCUGAUUACCGGGAUCCGUCCAUUUGGUGCGGUAUCAAAAUUCCAAGUAAACAAAGAACUUAUUCACGUUUAGAACUAAGUUUCAAGACAGACGCAACUCUACGAAGGCGGGGAUUCGAACUGAAAUAUUAUAUUGAUGAAUGUGGUGGUGAGAUUACCGAACCUAGUGACAUAAGAUCACCAUCGCUGGACGAAAGUGGUAAUUACUAUGGUGGAAUCAACUGUACUUGGACAGUACGUGCACCACCUGGAAAAGCUGUUGUUCUCAGAUUCGAGUCUCUCGAACUCGAACAUUACGGAAAGUGUAGGUAUGACUAUAUAGCCAUAUACAACACAUCGGUCAUCGACGAACAUAGUGAGCCAGAUAUAUUUUGUGGUACCAUGAGCGAUGUUCCACUGUUCAAGAGAUCAGACGCCGGCUCAAUGAUUAUAAAUUUCGUUACCGACUUUAGAGACCACUUCAAAGGAUUUCGUGCUAAGGUUUUCUUCAGUACUAGUAUAGCAGCUGGAUGUGGUGGUGUUAUCACCCUUAAUUCUCAACCGCAAAUAUUUAGAACCCAGAGAGGUGCAACAUAUGAAGCAUUUGAAGACUGCCAUUGGGUUGUAAGGGCACCACGCAACAGUUAUAUUAAACUAACCAUAACUGGCAUCGAUCUAAAAAAUUCCAACUCUACAAGCGGAAAUAAGAAGAAAUGCUCUGGUGAUUUCUUAGAGAUUCAUGAUGGUGACAAUCAGUAUUCUGAGCUGAUAGACUUUUACUGUGGAAAUAUCGUGCCUUCCACAUUCAUUGUAUCGUCCUCAAACAGAAUGUGGAUCAGACUGGUGACUGACGGCUCGCUGAAUGGCAAUGGACUGACUGCUACAUUGGAAAGCCUCCCUUCACCUUGUGGCAAUCCAAUCUUGACAGUUUCAAAUCAGACAGGAGACCUCACUUCACCAGGAUUUCCUUCGACGUACAGUACUGGAUUAAGGUGUCAUUGGAUUCUGUCAACAUCAAAAACAGAAAACUUUCAAUGGUUUACUAUUCACUUCGACCAUUUUGAUUUGGAAAGUUCCGAGAAUUGUAAUGACGAAAAGUUGACGAUCAUCGAUAAGGACUCACGGACCUACGUCAGUGAGGGCUUCGGGCGUAACGUUAUAUAUUAUGGCAGUAACGAUCGUGAGGAAGCGCAGACUUGGAUAGGUGGUUAUGGAGCAGACACAACUUACUCGUAUUGUGGAAAUAGAACACCACUAAACUUUUACAGCUCUGGAGGAAACCUGGAAAUUAAAUUCAUAUCCUCUCAAAAUCCAAAAUCAAGGCAUACUGGAUUUAAGCUGGAGUACAGUACGAAUCUCUGCAAUCGCAAUUUCACUGGUGAACAGGGUCGCAUUGUCCAUCAGGGUUUACUAGAUUGCUGGUUUACAAUCACUGCUCCAGUUGGCCACACAAUUUCGCUUUACUUUACGAAAUUUGAUUUAUAUGACAGCAGGGCCUGCACCAGUAAUGCUUUGCAGAUACGCGAUGGUAAUUUCAGUGCUAGUGUGUUGGACCAAAUAUGUGGAGUAGAAUUGCCAAGCCCUAUAUUCAGUUCUGGAAAUCAGCUAAGUUUGCAUUCAUGGUCUAGCAAUCCUGUCGGCUAUCCAGGCUACGAUAUAACUUAUACAACAACUGACAAAGGAAGAGGCUGCGGAGGAAAACUUUAUAAUUAUGCAGGUCGUUUUACAUCGCCAUUAUACCCAGCACAAUACCGCAAUGCGAGCAUAUGUAUUUGGGAAGUGAGCGUACCAGUGGGUCAUCUUGUCGUGUUAGAGUUUGAAAAUUUCAACACAGGAUCAGAACUAACUUGCUACACCGACUUUCUACAAGUUGUUGAAAAUUAUCAAGAUACAUCAUCUUCAAGCCAAUUUUGUGGGCCUCGCCCACCAAGUACGUAUAGAGCACACACCAACACAGUGAAAGUGGAAUACUAUACUUCAAUAAAUAACGGAGGUACGGGUUGGACAAUAUCCUUCUCAGCUGUACGCCACGUGUAACGCAUUGACAAUUGAUACAUUGUCUGAACUCUCUUGAUCACAAGAUAUUUUUUAACAUCUUGUCUACAUGAUCCAAGCU
Messenger RNA from Diprion similis, 11287 nucleotides. Its product is annotated as cubilin. The coding region runs from base 43 to 11208 and encodes 3721 amino acids. NCBI's taxonomy places the organism in Eukaryota, Metazoa, Arthropoda, Insecta, Hymenoptera, Diprionidae. The record is from RefSeq and is a predicted model, not a curated record. The transcript is spliced from 53 exons. Gene Ontology annotation, molecular function: calcium ion binding.